GCCAUGCCCACAAGAGCAAAGUGGAAGAAUCUCAUUUGAGAGGCAAUCUUCAUUGUCUGCAUUGAAUUGAUUUGAUUUGAUUUAUGGCUUUCUUUUUUAAUGAGGAGAGUCUCUGGAAGAUUCGUCUCUUCGCAGCAUGCAGACUAGCUAGCCAGCGGAAGAAGUGGUUGCAUCUACACUGUACAGUAUCACAGCGUCUGUGGGGUCGUUCCUUGCCAUUGCAUCCAAGCUGAGCGGUGCGAUGUCAAGAAGAAAUAUCGUGUUUUUAUUCAUGCAAAUGGGUAUCUGUACCUGCCAGGGGUGCUGAUCGACGAGUACAGUACUAGACUAGUACGCCAAUCUUCAUUGCUUCUGAGCCAAGAACCAUAUUCGGAUCUUCAUGUUCGUAUUCGGAUCAAUCCGAUCUCUAUCUAAUGUGAUUGAUUUUUAUUUAAAACCGGUGGUUGAGAUAUCGGAAGCAUUUCGGUUCUUUGUGAUGGUACCAACCGCAACGACUGAGGACAAGUAAGUAUGUACUCCACUGUCGCCCGACUGCCCUGGUUCUGAUCAAACCAAUGACCGCUUUAUGGUAAUGGAACCGGCUGAGGAGUAUCCAUGACUGGCAGGCACACGUCCACACACCCACACAACGCUCAGGCCAAGCCUCUGAAUGGCAAUAUUAUUGUCUCCGUGCUCUAAGUUCAUCUCUGCUUCUCGAGCUACGUGUGCCUGCGUCUGCAUCACUGUGGCAGCAAGAUUGCAGUUUCCAGAAGCUUGCAUGUCAAACAGCGCAUCGAGCUGAGAGAAUCUUUUUCCUUGAGCUCUCGAGAUGUGCAUAAAAUCAAGAAGCUCAAAACAAAAAGGAAAAACCACAAAAAGAAAACCACCUAACCAUCUUUCGAACAGUAUAAUCCAACAAACUUCAAGAACAACAUGCGUUUUUCAACUGCCAUCUUUGCCCUCAUCCUUGCCGUGUUCCCAUCCACCUUGGCGGCCCCUGGUUCCCUCCGCACCUCCGCUGAUGAUGCACUGGAUGCUGCAAUUGAAGCAUACGCUGAGAUCUUGGUACCUCCAGCUCAGGGUGAACGACACCUUUUUGGUAGCCUCAAUGACCUGGGUGACAAGCUUACUGGCAUGUUGCCUGAUGACUUAGACGAAGACAAGGAGGAAGAAGAGAAGAACAAAGACAAGGGAGAGAAUGAAGACGCCGGACGUCCCGAUGGUCGCCCUGAUGGGCCUGACAAUGGUCGCCCUAAUGGUCCUGACAAUGGCCGCCCUGUCAAACCCAAACAUUCUCACCCCAAAGAUAGCUCUGAUGACUUUGAUGACUGGCGCAGUGGCCGACACAGUGACAAGAAGAAGAGAAGCCGCAGCUACGAUGAGGACCGCUGGGACAGUGGGGAUGAUAUGGCCAAGGCAGUCCGAAGGGAGAUCAAGAGACAAGCUACAGUGGAGGCUGAGAGGAAGAGACAGAUUGAAGAGAUCAAAGAGCAGCUGAACAUUGCCAUUGAUAGGAAGGUUGAUGAGGCAGUGGAGGAAAAGGUUGCUGAGCUUGUUGCUGAUGAAGUCAAAAAGGCAAUGAAUGCAAUGAAACAAGAGUUGCAAAAGACUGAGAAGCAGCCACUCAAUUCCCGCCCACACCCAAAGGAGGAGCACACACCAAAGCUUCCAGAGGAGGCAGAGGUUCCACCCCCACCAGAGGAACAGCCCGCUGAGGCUGCACCACAAGAGGGGCCAGUAGAGCCCACUGAGGCUGUGCCACAGGAGGAGCCAGAAGAACCCACGGAGACGGCACCCCAGGAGGAGCCCACUGAAGCUGCCCCUCAGGAUGAGCCUGUUGCUGAGCCCUAAAGCUCUCUAAAUGUUUUGAAGGACAAUGAGGAAGAAAACGUAUGACAAUGAGGAAGCUUGGGAUGGCUAAGCAGGAAGUUUGGAUAUGUCUAGGCUGGUUCCCCCAUUAGAGAUCGUAAACCCAAGUAAUCAGACGUGUUAAAACGUUUC
Seminavis robusta is the source of this 1980-nucleotide messenger RNA. Lineage: Eukaryota; Bacillariophyta; Bacillariophyceae; Naviculales; Naviculaceae. The record is from the annotation of a GenBank genome assembly.